AUGAAGAAGCGCAUCGUCAUGUGCUGCGAUGGCACAUGGCAAAACUCGGAUAAUGGCUACAUAAAGCCAACCGCUUCCAAUCCAAUUCCAACUCUCCAAAUUCCGUCGAACGUAACGCGUAUCUCCAGGGCCUUCAAAAGGGGCUGCUCCGACGGCACUUUCCAAAUUGUAUACUAUCAGUCAGGCGUGGGUAGUAGAUCAGGCAUCAUCGACAGAGUCCUCGGCGGCGCAUUUGGAAUAGGCAUAGCAGAGAACAUCCGGGAAGCCUAUGCUUAUAUAUGUGCCAACUAUGUUGAUGGGGAUGAUAUCAUCCUCCUCGGGUUCAGUCGUGGAGCCUUUACGGCAAGAUCUAUUGGCGGCAUGAUAUCAGACCUCGGCUUGCUCACUCGCGAGGGCAUGGAAUUCUUUUACCCGGUCUUUAAGGACAUGCAGAACUGGAUGAAUCCCGACUAUAAGGACCAAUUUCCUCAAAUACCAUUUCCCGACAAACCGAAAGGAUCACAUGCUAUGGACGAGUACCGAAAGAGGCUUGUGGAGCAAGGGUAUACCCGAGUGCAUCAAAGGAAAGGCCAAGGUGAUUUGAUUAAGGUCAAAGCCAUUGGCGUAUGGGAUACUGUGGGCUCCCUAGGAAUCCCCCAGGGGAAACCAAGGGAGAUACUAGCUCGUCUCGGGAUCAAAAUGCGCAACACAGAAUACAUCGAGCAUGGCUUUCACGCUCUCGCCUUAGAUGAACACAGGGGUCCAUUCAGCCCAACCCUGUGGGAGCGACAGCCAGAUUAUCGGGAUACUUCAGAUCUUCGUCAAGUUUGGUUCCCUGGAAGCCAUGCAAAUAUCGGCGGUGGUUGGGCCGACCAGGGCGUUGCUAAUAUCACUCUUGCCUGGAUGAUGGAUCAGCUCUCCUCUGUGGGCUGCGAAUUCGUGCCCGACGCCCUCGAGAGACUAUACGACCGUAAUGUGCAAUACUAUCACAGUCUGAAGCCAGGCAGAAGCAAACGCGAGAAAUGCGCCAAAUGCUGCUGUCACUGCUGUUGUGGCAUGGGAAAGAAGGAACCCCUGCCAUGGGCAGCAACACCUAUCUACAACCCGAACAAGCCAGUUCGCCCUUGGUCUCUACACAAUAUUCAAUCAGUCAAUAGCCCAAUAUACGACCUCGCUGGAAAGGUAACGCGUUUGCCCGGUAUGUAUAAAAAGACUAACCCAAAGCAUGGCGGCCGUUUACGCACCUAUCUCGAGGAUACAAACGAGCGCAUUCAUAGCUCGGUACGUGUCCGCUUGGCCUGCGAAGGACUGGGCCUCAAUGAUUCCAAUCUUUGGGAAUGCCCUGCAUUGCUACGGAUGUGGCGUCCGCGUCGCGUAGUUCAGAAAAUCGCAGACCCUGUGCCGUUUAAUGCCAGCUGGGGUCCAAAAACCGGCAAGGCUAGCGAGGCUCCGAUAUUUGCUACCAACGAGGCCGCGGGAGGGACCAACGAGGUUACUCCUACUCCGGAUACGGUAGUUCAUAACACAAGGGAAAGAGAUGAAACUGAUACAGGUUCAUUGACGCAAGCAGAGAACUCAAUGCAUCAGCCGCGUUGGGUUUGGGAAUACAUAGGUCCUGAAGUAGGUGCCCCUUUUGUUCGAACGCUGGUAGAGGAGAACAUGGGUCCAUGGGAACGACAUUUGCUUCAACUGUCUACCGGCAAAGUACACGUGUGUGAUUAUGCCGAUGCACAGAGGGUUGAGAACUAUAAGGCGAUCGUGAGGGAAACAUUGAAGAAGUCGAAAAAGUCCAGGAAAUCGCAUAAAUCAAGCCCAUGA
Messenger RNA from Hypoxylon fragiforme, 1797 nucleotides. RefSeq lists its product as uncharacterized. NCBI's taxonomy places the organism in Eukaryota, Fungi, Ascomycota, Sordariomycetes, Xylariales, Hypoxylaceae. The transcript is spliced from 7 exons. The record is from RefSeq and is a predicted model, not a curated record. Bases 1 to 1797 code for a protein of 598 amino acids.